This is a messenger RNA of Osmia lignaria (orchard mason bee), 716 nucleotides long. It is a transcript of the gene mRpL51, whose product is annotated as mitochondrial ribosomal protein L51. The record is from RefSeq and is a predicted model, not a curated record. Gene Ontology annotation, biological process: translation. Gene Ontology annotation, molecular function: structural constituent of ribosome. NCBI's taxonomy places the organism in Eukaryota, Metazoa, Arthropoda, Insecta, Hymenoptera, Megachilidae. Gene Ontology annotation, cellular component: mitochondrial large ribosomal subunit.
GUCACUGCCAUCGGACAAUUUUGUUUGGACCGUGUACUCCGUUGUUAAAUAAAAACAAAUCAUAAUUAUGAUUUAAUAGAACAUACAACUUUUAAUAUCUUUGAUAUUUAUAUACAAACGAUCGUCCAUUUGGCCAGCAGGAUAAUAUAUACAUAUAUUUUUGAACGAUGUCGUGGUUUAAGAAAACAGCACAAGCAGUUGUCAGUGCCUGGGUACCACAAGUGACACCGGUACGAUUUCGUUAUCAUGCGGACAAAGCAACGAUGCCCCCGCUUGAAAGACAUUAUGGUUACAAUGAUCCAAUAAAACGGAUAAAAGGGUUGUUACCUCGCAUAAGCGAUAAAAAAUUGCCCAUGCCAAUAUAUAGACCAAAAGACGCUUGGUCCGAAAAGAGAGCAUUGUUUGGUCAAAAUGAUUACAUCGAUAUUUUAGGAUCAGAUAAACUUCAUCCAACCCGGAUUUUAUACAACGUUCCGUCGUGGUUAAGAGGUGUAGGCGGAAACGAAUAUAAAGUAUUGUUAAGGAAGCAAAAGAUGUUGAAACGUGGUAUAUUUCCUAUAGCAAGACCAACUAAAUGGAGACAGUUAACUAAGAGAAUAAAACACCUAUAUAAAUACUUAAAUAGAAAAACUAGAACUCACGGUAGCUCUCAGUAAUAUAUUUCUGUAUAAAUCUUUGUAAGAAAAUUUCAAAUAUAUAUUACAUUAAGUUGAAUA